AUGGCGCCAGACUCGCUUGCAGUUGUCGUGCUUGUCGUGCCGCCAGAGCGGCUUCGAAGAAGCCAUCCAGCAACGCAUCCUCCGCCAUUGUUGCCACGUCUUCUGCCGGCCUCGGAGUCGGGACCCGUUGGCGACGAGGCUUCCGCGAAGGGUAGACGACAACAAUGGCGAAGGAAGCAGCAGUCGCCCUGGCGACAGGAUUAA
Molecule: messenger RNA, 204 nt
Organism: Protopolystoma xenopodis
Lineage: Eukaryota; Metazoa; Platyhelminthes; Monogenea; Polystomatidea; Polystomatidae
Source: the annotation of a GenBank genome assembly